CUCCUCGUCUUUGCUCGAUCGUCUUUUUCACUCCCCUCCUUCUCGUGUGUCGACGUGUCCCCUGACGUCCAGCUGGGCCUCGACAGCACCAGGCUGCACAGAAUCAACGGCGUCAUCGUGCUGCUGAGUUUCCUCAUCUGUCGGAUCCUGAUCUUCCCGUUCAUGUACUGGAUGUACGGCCGGCAGUUUGGGAUUCCUCUCCACAGAGUGCCUUUCCGUCUGCCUCUGCAGUGCAACGUGGGUAACCUGGUGAUCCUGGCUCCACAGAUCUACUGGUUCAUCCUGCUGCUGAAGAAAGCCAACAGACUCUACCUGCGACAGAGAACAGGGACGGCAGACGGGAACAACGACAGGCCAAAGACGGACUGAGUCUGACAGUUUAUGAAGAAACUGACACUAAAGAUGUGACACAGUAUUAGAAAAAACAAGCAAACAAACAAAAAAAAACAGGUUUGAAGUUACGAUAAUAUGGGGGUUUAUGAGAUGAAUGUUUUGAGGGGAAAAGUGUUGGUUUUCAUUAAAGUUAUACUAAUUUGAGAAAAAUAAUACAUAAUACAAAUAUCUGAAGAUUUUCUCGGGUUUUUCUUUAAACCCUGUUUCUGUCAUAUAUAUUUUUAAAAACUUUAUUCUUACUUUAAAUAUUGAUUUUUUUGCCGGACAUUUUGAAAAAAACAUUUCAAUAUUUAAUUUUUCUUCUAAAUAUUUGACGUUAUUGUCAGUCACGAUUUUCCCCUUAGAUAUUCUCUCGAAACAUCCCAAGUUUUCUCCCUGAAAUUCAAUUUUCUAAAAUAUUUUUUUCUCUAAAUUUGACUUUUUACUGAGAAAAGUUUAACUUCAGAAUAUUUAGAAUUUUCUUAAAAAUUUUCGACUUUAUUCUACCCUAAUGUAUCAUCAUAAUGAGGAGUUCAGGGUUUAUUGUGCACUACAUCAUUAUAAAGCUUUUUGACUGUGAGUUUUGUGUUUGUCAGCAGGUAAUUAUGUGACAAAACUGCCUUAAAUGUUCAGCUAUUUUACUACAUUGUUGAAGCUUUACUAAAUAGUCCAAAUGCAGAGAAUAUUUUUGUACAAAUAAAUACUCUUGUGACUUGAUGAAA
Plectropomus leopardus (leopard coralgrouper) is the source of this 1094-nucleotide messenger RNA. Lineage: Eukaryota; Metazoa; Chordata; Actinopteri; Perciformes; Serranidae. The record is from RefSeq and is a predicted model, not a curated record.